CGCCCCUUUUGUCCUGGACACUCAGACCUGGGGCCACACCGAGCGGCGGCGUGCGGACCACAGCGGGGUGAAGAUGCCUGUAUCCGAGUCAAACUGUGUGAGAAAACAGCCACGCCGCUACAGCUACAAAAGCAAUGGUGUGUGCAGUGAUCAGGUCCAGGACACAGGCUUGGUCAGUGGUACCAUGCAUUGUGGCAAAAAUGGCCCCAGAACAAUGGAUCCUACACAAGCUGCUACACACAAUGAUAGGACUCCAAGAAACAUGGUGAAUGGACAUGUCAAGAAUGGCUUCAAGAGCAAGAGCCAUGAAACGCUCUCUGUGUCCAGAAAAGAAAGUAAGAAGACCAUUUACUGUUCCAGUGCAAAACAAUCUGAAUGCAAUUGUAGUGUUUUGGUAAAUGGGUCCAGAGGUUUGGGAAGAGGGCCACUGUCUUCUACUAUAGCUACACAAGAACCAGCUACACUUGACCAAUCAACAGCAAUCAAGGCCCUGAGAAAAAAGAAGAAACCAUUGUAUAAGAAAAGGAAUAAUCAUGUUGCCCCUCUUGAAAACACCAUACCCAACCUCACAGAAGACUGGGAACACGAAAUCCAAGAGGUUAAACUCAGUAACUGGGAAGAGCUGUCUUUUGGGACUCACCCAUAUGGACCAGAGGAUGUGAUAACCUUCACUCUACGAGAUCUGAGCCUGGAACGAACCAUUUUACCUCUGUGGCAAGUGGCCAGCAGCAAGUACAACCCAGCCAUGUACCACAAGCAGCCCAUAAACUGGUUCAGACGCAUCCCUCUUCGUCCAGCGAAUUCAAAGAACAAAAGCCCCAUUGUUGCCAUCUGCAGAAGAAACAAUGCAUAGACUCUGCAUAUUUACUCAAGGAGUU
Boleophthalmus pectinirostris (great blue-spotted mudskipper) is the source of this 878-nucleotide messenger RNA. RefSeq lists its product as uncharacterized. Lineage: Eukaryota; Metazoa; Chordata; Actinopteri; Gobiiformes; Gobiidae. The record is from RefSeq and is a predicted model, not a curated record. Bases 74 to 853 code for a protein of 259 amino acids. The transcript has 5 exons.